Molecule: messenger RNA, 609 nt
Organism: Aplosporella prunicola CBS 121167
Lineage: Eukaryota; Fungi; Ascomycota; Dothideomycetes; Botryosphaeriales; Aplosporellaceae
Exons: 1
Coding region: 176-508 (110 amino acids)
Source: RefSeq, a predicted model, not a curated record
GACUUACAGUGCCAGAGCGGGAGAGGCGGCUGCGAGGACGGCAGCGGUGGUGAGGAAGAACUUCAUUGUUGAAGAGUUGGGUUUGGCCCUCGAAAUUAGGGAUUAUUAAAAGGUAAGGUAUCAAUCAGCACGAGGCUUUGGUAUCGAGAUUUAAGAGCAAAGAAUCAGGACGAAGAUGAGCUGGGAGAAAAAAGCAGGCAGCGCAGCAUUUAUUGCACGCUCACCGCAUCGCACCGCCGCAUUGACAGCACGAAAACAGCGCCAUCGCCAGCACCGCAAGCGUUCAACAAAGAAGCCGGCGGCGCGCAUAGCAAGGGCCUCCUCUCACGGCGCCAGCAAAAGCGCAAGCCCGCAGCCGACCAAGGCGCGGAAAGCGGGCAUCCGGCCAACACGCCGAUCAGCCCAACCCCAAGCCGCAGCAUCAUCACCACCUGGAUCAGGGGCCAGCUCCCGCGCGGCCGCUAUCAAAAUGUCGCAGAUCCAGCAUGGCCAGGGUCGCAAUCAAUAGCCGCCGAUCCCUGGCCCCGGAACCGCGCAUUCCGCGCCCCAACCCCUCGCCUUACCGCAAGCGGCUAGCGCGGCGCGCGCGCAUUGGCUGCGCAGGAAAGC